AUGGCUGCUGUCUUGUCAUCUGCAGUGCGGCUGCCGACGCCGCCGCCUGGUGAAACAUACUCACCUGGACCCUCGACCGCCCGGAAACGGUCGCCGCCAUCGAGAUCGCCAUCACCUAGACGUCGAAGAUCGCCGCCUAGGCAGGACCGAGAUGCGCGCAACGGUCAUGGAGAGGAUCGUGAGCCAGAUGAGCGGGAACGCAUGUUGCAGGCCCGUUUCAAGUCACGCGAAGAGGAGCCAACCAUACGGAAGCCGAUGACAGACGAGGAGAAGCAGGCAUCCGCGAAGGCCGAAUAUGAGAAGCUAUUGACCAUGCGAUCUGGCGGCACAUACAUUCCUCCAGCGAGACUGCGAGCGCUGCAAUCACAAAUCACCGACAAGACGAGCAAAGAGUACCAGCGGAUGGCAUGGGAGGCUCUCAAGAAGUCCAUCAACGGUCUGAUCAACAAGAUCAACGUCUCCAACAUCAAAUAUAUCGUCCCGGAACUCUUCAGCGAGAACUUGGUCAGAGGUCGUGGUCUAUUCUGCCGAAGCAUCAUGAAAGCGCAAGCGGCAUCCUUGCCAUUUACACCGAUCUAUGCUGCGAUGGCGGCCAUCGUCAACACUAAACUGCCACAAGUCGGCGAGCUACUGCUUCAGAGACUGGUGGUUCAAUUCCGAAAAGGCUUCAAGAGAAACGACAAGGCCGUCUGUGUUUCCUCUACUACGUUUAUCGCACACCUCUGCAAUCAGCAAGUCGCACACGAGACGGUCGUCGCACAGAUCCUGCUAUUGCUGCUUCAUAAGCCUACAGACGACUCGGUCGAGAUUGCGGUGGGUUUAACGCGAGAAGUCGGUCAGCAUCUAGAAGAAAUGAGCCAGCCAAUCGCUUUAGCAGUGUUUGACCAAUUCCGGAAUAUUUUACACGAAGCAGACAUUGAUAAGCGAGUCCAGUAUAUGAUUGAGGUGCUAUUUCAGGUGCGAAAGGACAAGUACAAGGACAAUCCGGCCAUCAAGGACGAGCUUGAUCUGGUCGAAGAGGAGGACCAGAUCACCCAUCAGAUCGAUUUGGAUGACGAGAUCAAUACUCAAGACUCGUUGAACAUUUUCAAAUUCGACGCCGGAUACGAAGCGCAUGAGGAAGCAUACAGAAACCUGAGAGCCGAGAUCCUGGGAGAAGGAAGCGAUGACGACGAGGAGGAUGGCGACAGCGGAUCAGACGACUCUUCUGAGGCUUCAGAUGACGAACAGACAAAACAAAUGGAGAUCAAAGAUCAGACCAAUACAGACCUGGUCAACCUACGAAGGACGAUCUACUUGACCAUCAUGUCGAGUUUGAACUUCGAGGAAGCAGUGCACAAGCUCAUGAAAGUCAACCUUCCGCAAGGUCAGGAGCACGAACUGCCAUCGAUGCUGGUCGAAUGCUGCUCACAGGAAAAGACAUACUCAAAGUUCUUUGGCUUGAUCGGCGAAAGGUUCGCGAAGCUCAACCGCCUGUGGACAGAUCUCUUCGAGCAGUCGUUCGCCAAAUACUACGACACGAUUCAUCGGUAUGAGACGAAUCGCCUCCGAAACAUCGCACGUUUCUUUGGUCAUAUGUUUUCGAAUGAUGGCAUUGGCUGGCACUGCCUGUCAGUAAUUCAUCUCAAUGAAGAAGAAACGACAUCGUCAAGCCGCAUCUUCAUCAAAAUCCUCGUUCAAGAUCUCGCAGAGGCAAUGGGCGUGCCGAAGCUCAAAGAACGCUUCCAGGACGAAAUGAUCAAGCCAAGCUUUACGGGUCUGUUCCCAAUGGACGAGCCACGCAACACUCGCUUCUCAAUCAAUUACUUCACAAGUAUUGGCAUGGGCGCUUUGACAGAGGAAAUGCGCGAGCAUCUCAAGAAUCUGCCAAACCAGCACCACCUCCUCUGCCAGCUCCAAGGGACUCCCCAUCCGAUUCAGAGAGCGUGA
Molecule: messenger RNA, 1929 nt
Organism: Cyphellophora attinorum
Lineage: Eukaryota; Fungi; Ascomycota; Eurotiomycetes; Chaetothyriales; Cyphellophoraceae
Product: Pre-mRNA-splicing factor cwc22
Exons: 1
Coding region: 1-1929 (642 amino acids)
Biological process (GO): mRNA splicing, via spliceosome
Cellular component (GO): catalytic step 2 spliceosome
Molecular function (GO): RNA binding; protein binding
Source: RefSeq, a predicted model, not a curated record